AAAACGCCGCCGCCUGGAGGAAGCCCAGGACCUUUCAAGUUGGCGGCGGCCUGGGCUCCGCGCGGGGCAGGGGCGGCAGGUUUUCUCACUGGAUCUCUGAAUACCCAGGCCCCCUCCACUAUGGCCAGCCGGGGUGGGGGCCGAGGUCGUGGCCGGGGCCAGCUGACCUUCAACAUGGAGGCUGUGGGCAUUGGGAAGGGGGAUGCUUUGCCCCCACCCACUCUGCAGCCCUCUCCACUCUUCCCUCCCCUGGAGUUUCGCCCAGUCCCUCUGCCCUCGGGAGAGGAAGGGGAGUAUGUCCUGGCAUUGAAGCAAGAGCUACGAGGAGCCAUGAGACAGCUCCCCUACUUCAUCCGGCCAGCUGUCCCCAAGAGAGAUGUGGAGCGGUAUUCAGACAAAUACCAGAUGUCAGGUCCGGUUGACAAUGCCAUCGACUGGAACCCUGAUUGGCGGCGUCUACCCCGGGAGCUAAAGAUCCGAGUGCGGAAGCUACAGAAGGAACGGAUUACGAUUCUUCUCCCGAAGAGGCCUCCUAAGACCUCGGAAGACAAGGAGGAGACGAUACAGAAGCUAGAGACCCUGGAGAAGAAGGAGGAAGAAGUCACUUCAGAGGAAGAUGAGGAGAAGGAAGACGAAGAAGAGAAGGAAGAGGAGGAGGAAGAAGAAUAUGAUGAGGAAGAGCAUGAAGAGGAAACUGAUUACAUCAUGUCCUAUUUUGACAAUGGAGAGGACUUUGGGGGUGACAGUGAUGACAAUAUGGAUGAGGCUAUCUACUGAAGAAGGACUCGGACCCCUGUAUGUUUCUUGAGGAUGCAGAGAGUAGCUGUCCCUGUUAUUUGGUUUUCCAGACAAACAAAUCAUUUGGUCAGAGUUCACGUCAUCUGUCCGGUCCCUGGAGAUGGGCUGGAGGAUGAUGACAGUUUCUUUUCUCUGCCUCCCCUCCUUCCACAUUUGCAUCACCUCUGAUAUCUUGAGGAAAGUGCAAAGGACAAAUAUCUCAAUUGCAUGGAGAAAGGAGAAUUGAAAGAAGAACUAGGGUUGUGAGAGCUGAGAUGGCUUUACCGCUCCCCAAUUUGUGUAGCUCUUUGUGGAGAGCAUUAGGGACGGGAGCAGUUUGAAGGAGUAAGACUGGUUUUAUAUUUUUAAAUAAAGUGUUUUUCUCUGUC
Molecule: messenger RNA, 1166 nt
Organism: Saimiri boliviensis boliviensis (Bolivian squirrel monkey)
Lineage: Eukaryota; Metazoa; Chordata; Mammalia; Primates; Cebidae
Gene: POLR3GL
Product: RNA polymerase III subunit GL
Biological process (GO): transcription by RNA polymerase III
Cellular component (GO): RNA polymerase III complex
Source: RefSeq, a predicted model, not a curated record